This is a messenger RNA of Elgaria multicarinata webbii, 5173 nucleotides long. RefSeq names its product zinc finger protein 91-like. NCBI's taxonomy places the organism in Eukaryota, Metazoa, Chordata, Lepidosauria, Squamata, Anguidae. Gene Ontology annotation, molecular function: RNA polymerase II cis-regulatory region sequence-specific DNA binding; DNA-binding transcription factor activity, RNA polymerase II-specific. Gene Ontology annotation, biological process: regulation of DNA-templated transcription. Bases 265 to 4431 code for a protein of 1388 amino acids. The record is from RefSeq and is a predicted model, not a curated record. The transcript is spliced from 7 exons.
UACGCCCCCCCCUGCCUUUUGCAAGGCGGGGGUAGAAAUUCCCCGCAGGGGCUGAGAGACCCUCAGCGAAGAAGCAUCCAUUGGAGCUCUGGGGAAAGCAACGAGGACAGAGACUCCGCCUUGGCCUACCUGUAUAAGCGAUAUCCCCGAAUUGGGCCUAGCGGUAUAAGGAGGGAGCGGGGGGAGACCCAGGGACGCACACAAGCAAGUUACGCCCCUGUGCCAGGAGACGGGCUUAAUGGUUACACACGUUUGAGAAAGAAAAUGGCAGCAGAACAAACCCAUCCCGCAGCCCUGUUCCAGGCUUUCUUUGGGCACAAAACGAAGAUGGGGGAGCAGAUUUUGGCUGGCCACAAAGCAGGAAGAGGCCAUGAGGACCAUGAGGCUGGGAGCAGUGGAGGAUUCUGGGAACAACCAGCGCAGAAGAAGGUCCUUGGCUCCCAGGCGGUGGCCAAGGCAGGAGGUUCACAGGACACAACACAGGAAAAGGAGGAGGUGCAGGGCGUGCUGGCCAAAGCAGCCACGGAUUUCCCCAAGGCACAGAACAUGCCGCCAGAGGCCACGCAGGUGGUCGAGGGGAUCGUACAGCCACGUGACGGAGGGGCCGCCUCCCUGGUUGAUGAGAACGAUUGCAAUAAAGAGAGAAAGAAGCAGAAAAGGAAAGGAAAAGCGAAACGGAAGUGGGAAGUCAAACCCUUUGCUCCUCAAGAAGCUGAACACCAAAAAAUGUACACAGGAGAAAGAAUAUACCCAUGCUUGGAGUGUGGGAAACAAUUCAGUCGCAACUCUGACCUUACACUGCAUCAGCAAUUCCACGAAGGCAAGAACCACAAUAAAUAUUCGGAAUAUGAAAAGAGCUUCCAUCAGACCAUUUACCUUAUAUCACAUCAAAAAAUUCUCGCUGAUAAGAAGCGCUAUGAAACGGAGUGUGGAAAAAGUUUAUUUCCUAGAAGAAGCCUUAGAUCGCAUCAAAGAAUUCACACAGGGGAAAAGCUAUAUAGAUGUUUUGCUUGCGGAAACAGUUUCAGCAGUAGCGAAAGUCUUAAAGAGCACGAAAGUAUUCACACAGGCGAGAAGCCCUAUGAAUGCUUCAAAUGUGGAAAGAGCUUCAGUCGGAGCACACACCUUAAGAGACAUCAAAGAACUCACACAGGGGAGAAGCCCUAUGAAUGCUCAGAGUGUGGAAAGAGUUUCAGCACUAGCAGUAUCCUUAAAUCACAUCUAAGAAUCCACACAGGUGAGAAGCCUUAUAAAUGCUCUGAAUGCGGAAAUUGUUUCAGUGAGAGCUAUACACUUCGUGAGCAUAAAAGAAUUCAUACGGGGGAGAAGCCAUAUGAAUGCUCUGAGUGUGGAAAGAGCUUCCACCAUAACACACUCUUUAAAAGACAUCAAAAAAUCCACACAGCUGAGGAGCCAUUUAUAUGCUCUGAAUGUGGGAAGACUUUUAAUCAUAGCGGAAACCUUAAAGCGCAUCAAAAAAUUCACUCUGGAGAGAAGCCUUAUAAAUGCUCUGAGUGUGGAAAGAGUUUUAUUGAUAGCAGAAGCCUUAAAUCACAUGAAACAAUCCACACUGGCAAGAAACCAUAUAUGUGUUCUGAGUGUGGAAAAACAUUUAGUCUCAGUAGAAGCCUUAAAAGACAUCAAAUAAUCCACACCGGAGAGAAGCCUUUUAAAUGUUCUGAGUGUGGAAAGAGUUUUGGUCUUAGUAGAAAUCUUAAAAGACAUCUAAUGAAUCACACUGGGGAGAAGCCCUAUAAAUGCUUUGUGUGUGGAAGUAGCUUCAGUGAGAGCUACACACUCCGUGAGCAUCAAAAAAUUCAUACAGGGGAGAAACCCUAUAAAUGCUCAGAGUGCGGAAAGAGUUUCAGUCGUAAAACACACUUGCAAACGCAUCAAAGAAUUCACACAGGUAUGAAGCCCUAUCAAUGCUCAGAUUGUGGGAAGAGCUUCAGUCGUAGCGCAUACCUUAAAACACAUCAAAGAAUUCACACAGGUGAGAAGCCCUAUACAUGCUCAGAAUGUGGAAAGGGUUUCAGUGCUAGCAGUAAUUUUAAAGCACAUCAAAGAAUUCACAGUGGGGAGAAGCCUUAUAAAUGCGCUGAGUGCGGGAAGAGUUUCAGUAUUCGCAGAACUCUUAUAGAACAUCAAAAAAUGCACACAGGUGAUAAGCCCGCCUUCCCACAAGAAAGAAAGAAAAUGGCAGCUGAGCAAAGCCAUCCUGCAGCCCUGUUCCAGGCGUUAUUGUGGCAGCGAGCGAAGAUGAGGGAGCAAUUUUCAUCUGGCUACAAAGCAGGGAAAGACCAUGAGGCUGGGAGCAGUGGAGGAUUCUGGGAACAACCAAUGCAGAAGAAGGUCCUUGGCUCCCAGGCGGUGGCCAAGGCAGGCGGUUCACAGGACACAACGCAGGAAAAGGAGGUGCAGGGCGUGCUGGCCAAAGCAGCCACGGAUUUCCCCAAGGCACAGAACAUGCCGCCAGAGGCCACGCAGGUGGUCGAGGGGAUCGUACAGCCGCGUGACGGAGGGGCCGCCUCCCUGGGUGAUGAGAAGGACUGCAAUAAAGAGAGGAAGCAGCAGAAAAGGAAAGGAAAAGUGAAACGGAAGUGGGAGGACAAAUCUUGUGCUCCUCAAGAAGCUGAACACCAAAAAAUUAUCACCGGAGAGAAAAUAUACCCAUGCUUGGAGUGUGGGAAACAGUUCAGUCGCAACUCAGACCUUACACUGCAUCAGCAAUUCCACGAAGGCAAGAACCACUAUAAAUAUUCAGAAUAUGAAAAGAGCUUCCAUCAGACCAUUUUCCUUAUAUCACAUCAAAAAAUUCUCGCAGACAAGAAGCGCUAUGAAACAGAGUGUGGAAAAAGUUUAAUUCCUAGAAGAAGCCUUAGAUCGCAUCAAAGACUACACAUAGGGGAAAAGCCAUAUAAAUGCUCGGAUUGCGGAAACAGUUUCAGCAGUAGCGAAACCCUUAAAGAACAUGAAAGUAUUCACACAGGCGAGAAGCCCUAUGAAUGCUUCAAUUGUGGAAAGAGUUUUAGUCAAAUAAAAAACCUUAGAGAGCAUCAAAGAAUCCAUACUAACAAAAAACGUUUUAAAUGUUUAGAGUGUGGAAAGAGCUUUCAUGGCAGCACAAACCUGAAAAUACAUCAAAGAAUUCACACAGGGGAGAAGCCCUAUAAAUGUUCUCAAUGUGAAAAGAGCUUCAGUCGUAAUGACCAGCUUAAAAAACAUCAAGUAACCCACACAGGCGUGAAGCCCUAUAAUUGCCUUGAAUGUGGAAAAAGCUUCAGUUGCAGCGCACAUCUUAAAACACAUCAAAUAACCCAUACAGGAGAGAAGCCCCAUAAAUGCUCUGAGUGUGAAAAGAGCUUCAGUCGUAGCACACACCUGAAGAGGCAUCAAAGAAUUCACACAGGAGAGAAGCCAUAUGAAUGCUCAGAGUGUGGAAAGAGUUUCAGCGCUAGCAGUAUCCUUAAAUCGCAUCUAAGAAUCCACACAGGGGAGAAGCCCUAUAAAUGUUCUGAAUGCGGAAAUUGUUUUAGUGAGAGCUAUACACUUCGCGAGCAUAAAAGAAUCCAUACAGGGGAGAAGCCAUUUAAAUGCUCUGAGUGUGGAAAGACAUUCCGUCAUAAUACACUUUUUAAAAGACAUCAAAAAAUCCACACAGCUGAGGACCCAUAUAUAUGCUCUGAAUGUGGGAAGACUUUUAGUCACAGCGGAAACCUUAAAGCACAUCAAAAAAUUCACUCUGGAGAGAAGCCUUAUAAAUGCUCUGAGUGUGGAAAGAGUUUUACUGAUAACAGAAGCCUUAAAUCACAUGAAACAAUUCAUACUGGCAGGAAACCAUAUAUGUGUUCUGAGUGUGGAAAAACGUUUAGUCUCAGUAGAAGCCUUAAAAGACAUCAAAUAAUCCACACAGGAGAGAAGCCCUAUAAAUGUUCUGAGUGUGGAAAAGGUUUUGGUCUUAGUAGAAAUCUUAAAAGACAUCUAAUGAAUCACACUGGGGAGAAGCCCUAUAAAUGUUUGGAGUGCGGACGUAGUUUUAUUGAGAGCUACACACUUCGUGAGCAUCAAAAAAUUCAUACAGGAGAGAAGCCUUAUAAAUGCACUGAGUGCGGAAAGAGCUUCAGUCGUAGAACACACUUGCAAACACAUCAAAGAAUUCAUACAGGCAUGAAGCCCUAUCAAUGCUCUGAUUGUGGAAAGAGCUUCAGUCGGAGUGCACACCUGAAGAGACAUCAAAGAAUUCACACAGGUGAGAAGCCCUAUACAUGCUCGGAAUGUGGAAAGGGUUUCAAUGCUAGCAGUAACUUUAAAGCACAUCAAAGAAUUCACAGUGGGGAGAAACCUUAUAAAUGUGCUGAGUGUGGAAAGAGUUUCAGUAUUCGCAGAACACUUGUAGAACAUCAAAGAAUACACACAAGUGAGAAACCCUAGAAUGCUGAAGAGUGGAAUGAGCUUUUGUCAAAGUACAAAUCUUAGAUCACAUCAAAGAAUACACUCAGAAGAAUUCUGUAAAUCCUAGUAAUAACUGGAAUGUCGGAGGUCAAAUGGAGCAUGGCUGUUCGUUUUAAAAGAUUCAAAUCCAGGAAGAAGCAUAUCAAUAAUUGGAGAGUUUGUUUGACUAAUCAUAUCUUAGUUGUGAUUCAGUGCUCGAUAUAUGGUGGCCACUUCCAUUGCCAUGGCUGAGUUCAGUUGGGAGGCAAAUCUUACGAAGCGUCCAAGUAGCCUUAUGUUUAGGCACCGAUGUGGUCACUUGUCAUGAACAAAUGUUGCCUCCCUGUAUGUAUGUGCACCCACAUAGCCAGUACACAGGCAUCUGUCCUCAUGGCUAUGUGCUCAGAGGGCAUAUUGUGAGCAAGGGGACUCUGUAUUUCAGACGAAUUGUACCAUGGGUUUGUAGCUUGAAAUGCAGCAUUAGGUGUAUUAUUAUUAUUAUUAUUAUUAUUAUUAUUAUUAUUAUUAUUAUUAUCAUCUCCCCGUGUUGACAGCUUGGUGCAGUUAUGUGUUUAGUUAAACUACACAUUGCUUUCUGUUUUGUCUGGUCCUUGUCAAAAAUCUAGUUUCCCAUUUAAAAGGAGCAGAAAGAGACUGCUGGGUGGCUGGACAGCAGCUUCUGCAUAUGACUCUGUCCCUUUUGUUUACUUUCCGUUAAUCCUGCAUUGUCCAUUUGACUAGU